AUGGCAGAAGCUACUGGAAACGAUUCAAAACCUGCUGAAGAUAAACCUAAACCAUGUUGUGUCUGUAAACCUGAAAAAGAAGUGAGAGACCAAUGUUUACUUUUCAAUGGUACUGAGGGUAAAGGUGCUGAAAAAUGUAAAGAAUUUAUUGAAAAAUACAAGGAAUGCAUGAAGGGAUACGGAUUUGAGAUAUAA
This is a messenger RNA of Maudiozyma barnettii, 195 nucleotides long. RefSeq names its product copper metallochaperone COX17 (gene COX17). The transcript has a single exon. Lineage: Eukaryota; Fungi; Ascomycota; Saccharomycetes; Saccharomycetales; Saccharomycetaceae. Gene Ontology annotation, biological process: mitochondrial respiratory chain complex IV assembly. Gene Ontology annotation, molecular function: copper chaperone activity; copper ion binding. The record is from RefSeq and is a predicted model, not a curated record. Bases 1 to 195 code for a protein of 64 amino acids. Gene Ontology annotation, cellular component: mitochondrial intermembrane space.